Messenger RNA from Eptesicus fuscus (big brown bat), 2509 nucleotides. RefSeq names its product solute carrier family 44 member 5 (gene SLC44A5). The record is from RefSeq and is a predicted model, not a curated record. The transcript is spliced from 24 exons. Gene Ontology annotation, molecular function: transmembrane transporter activity. Gene Ontology annotation, cellular component: membrane. Gene Ontology annotation, biological process: transmembrane transport. Lineage: Eukaryota; Metazoa; Chordata; Mammalia; Chiroptera; Vespertilionidae. Bases 91 to 2247 code for a protein of 718 amino acids.
GGAAGAUUGAUAUAGUAAGAGACUGCUUUCUAAGCAACUCAACUUUACGGUGAUUCGGGCCUUCUUCUGAAGACUCAGCCUUUUAUCUUAAUGAGUGACAAAGAAGAAACAUCAGACUCUUACUUAACGAACAAGAAAAUUGGUGAUUCAAGAGAAUUUGAUCCAGAUUUCAAGGGACCUAUUGCCAAGAGGGGUUGUACAGAUGUUCUGUGCUGCAUGGUCUUCAUACUGUUCAUUACUGGCUACAUUUUUUUAGGACUUAUAGCCUGGGUACAUGGCGACCCCAGAAGAGUGGCUUACCCUACAGACAGCAAGGGCCACUUUUGUGGCCAGAAGGGCACCCCCAAUGAGAACAAGAGCAUUUUGUUUUAUUUUAACCUGUUAAGCUGCACCAGUCCCUCCGUGAUGAUAAACCUACAGUGCCCUACUACACAGAUCUGUGUCUCCAAGUGCCCAGAAAAAUUUUUAACCUAUUUGGAAAUGCAAUUUCCAUACAAAAGAGACAAACACUCUUGGGAAUAUUAUAGCCAGUUCUGCAAGUCCCCUAUUUUUCACCCUGCAAAGUCUCUCUCACAAAUAGUAAUGGAUGAUGAUUGUCCAGCAGCGAUUUUUCCAAGCAAACCUUUUCUUCGGAGGUGUUUCCCUGACUUCUCUACUAAAAAUGGCACUUUAACAGUAGGAAAUAAGACCACAUUCGAAGAUGGAAAAGGGCAUACAAGAAAUGCUGUAGAACUCAGGGCAGCUGCAAAAAAUAUCAAUAAAGUCCUCGAUGCAAAGGCAAUUGGAAUGAAAGUGUUUGAAGACUAUGCAAUGAGUUGGUAUUGGAUUCUCAUUGGCCUGACAAUCGCCAUGCUCCUCAGUUGGCUGUUUCUACUACUACUGAGGUUCAUAGCUGGAUUCCUCUUCUGGGUCUUCGUAUUGGGUGUGCUUGGAAUUAUAGGUUAUGGAAUAUGGCACUGUUACCAGCAGUACAGGAAUCUCCAGGAACGCCCAAAUUCUCACAUAACUAUAUAUGACCUCGGGAUUCAGACUGAUAUAAGCAUGUACUUACAACUGAAACAAACAUGGUUCGCAUUUAUGGUAAUCCUCAGCGUCCUUGAAGUGCUUGUCAUCCUCCUGCUGAUCUUCCUUAGGGACAGGAUCCGCAUCUCCAUCGCCCUCCUGAAGGAAGGGAGCAAAGCCAUUGGAUAUGUCCCUACUACAUUAAUUUAUCCAGUUUUAACUUUCUUUUUGCUCUCAAUCUGUAUUUGCUACUGGGCGGUGAUAGCAGUUUACUUGGCUACAUCAGGGACACCCAUAUACAAAGUCAUAACCCCAGAUGGGCAAUGUAAAUAUGAAAAUAGAACCUGUGACCCAGAGAUUUUUAACACAACAGAAAUGUCCAGAGCUUGCCCUCGUGCUCAGUGUAACUUUGCUUUCUAUGGUGGAAACGGCCUGUACUAUCGAUACAUCUCUACCUUCCAGAUAUUCAAUCUAUUUGUCUUUCUCUGGCUGAUAAACUUUGUCAUUGCAUUGGGUCAGUGUGCCCUUGCUGGUGCCUUUGCUUCUUAUUACUGGGCCUUGAGAAAACCUGAUGACAUCCCACCAUAUCCACUUUUUACUGCGUUUGGACGAGCCAUACGAUAUCACACAGGAUCUCUAGCAUUUGGUUCCUUACUUCUUGCAUUAAUUCAGAUCUUUAGGAUAGCCCUAGAAUACUUGGACAAACGUAUUAGAGAUAACCAGAACAACAUUGCCAAAUUUCUACAACACUGCCUGAAAUGCUGUUUCUGGUGCUUGGAAAAAUUGGUAAAGUUUUUGAACAGAAAUGCCUAUGUUAUGAUUGCAAUAUAUGGCAAGAACUUCUGCAGGUCUGCAAGAGAUGCUUUCGAGCUGCUGAUAAGAAAUAUUUUAAAAGUUGCAGUUAUGGAUAAAGUUACAGACUUUGUACUCGUCCUGGGGAAAAUACUAGUUUCUGGGAGUAUAGGUGUCCUGGCCUUUUUACUCUUCACACAGAGAGUCUCAAUCAUUAUAGAAGGUCCAACAUCUUUAAAUUACUACUGGGUACCUUUGCUGACAAUCAUUGCUGGAUCUUACCUAGUUGCACACGGGUUCUUCAGCGUCUAUGCAAUGUGUAUUGAUACAAUUUUCAUCUGCUUCUUGGAAGAUGUAGAAAGAAACGAUGGUUCUACUGAAAAACCCUAUUACAUGAAUCGCUCUCUGAUGAAGAUUAUGAAGGUGAAAAGUACACAAACUUCGACGCAGUAGAGGUGCAGACUGAUCAUCUGCAGCGGUGUGUACCCUUUUCCUCAUCUGCUGUGUCUGACUCACAAGCGCUCUGUGUUUGGAAGACUGUAUUCACGACCUUGUUGGCUCUUAUAUGCAUGUUUUAUACCAAAGCUUAUACUGUAAUAUGUGAAGCCAUCAGAAGUCGCAAGGGAAUUGUUAACAACAUGGAACAUUUUUAUACUGAGACCUUUUGUUUUGUAAUUCAUUUUUAAGUAGAGUGGCUUGGAUGUUUUUGAAAAUA